This is a messenger RNA of Racocetra persica, 711 nucleotides long. The record is from the annotation of a GenBank genome assembly. Lineage: Eukaryota; Fungi; Glomeromycota; Glomeromycetes; Diversisporales; Gigasporaceae.
AUGUCUCCAAGAAAUUCAAGACAAAAAGAAACAAAAAAUACAACUAAAUCCUUGGCUCUAAAGAAAUCCGUGGCAUACCAAGAGAAGAUGAAUCUAUUAAAAGUCGAAUUGAAUAAACUUAGUAAAUCUAAGAAUAACCUUGAGCAAUUUAGAAAAGAAAAUGAAGAGCACAAACGAUACUAUGAACAAACUCAACAAACCAUAUUUUCUGAGUAUCUUUCAACAAUUGAAUAUUUACAAAACAGGGUUGAUCAAUUAGAAUUAUAUUUAGGUAUUGGUACAAGCAAUUAUAUAGUUAAGAAUGAGAGUUCAGAUAAGAGUUCAAAAUCUGGUGAUAAAAUGGGCGACCUAAUUUUUGCAAAUGUGCAUGCAUCGGGAGCUGCAACUUUUGCUUCUUCAGUUGUGGCUAUGACCUCUGUUGCUGCUUCUUCUUUCGCAGCUAUGAGCUCUGUUGCUGCUUCUUCCGAUAUUCCUGAUUCUGAGUAUAUUGGUGAUAAGGCUGACUCAACAAAUAACCCACCAGAACAAAUAACUAAAACAACAAGUAACCAGCCAUUACUAGUUAUUGAUAAGGAAUCAAUUGAUACAACAUGGCUGCUUGUUGAAUUCUCAGAACAAUGCAUCGAAGAAAGUACCAAAAAAAGUUCUAAAGAGAGUUCAAACGAGCAUGAAAAAAGAAAAGGAGGAAUAAUAUUCAAAAACUGCCUCUAG